This is a messenger RNA of Ochotona curzoniae (black-lipped pika), 5069 nucleotides long. RefSeq names its product collagen type IV alpha 6 chain (gene COL4A6). The transcript is spliced from 43 exons. NCBI's taxonomy places the organism in Eukaryota, Metazoa, Chordata, Mammalia, Lagomorpha, Ochotonidae. Gene Ontology annotation, cellular component: basement membrane; collagen trimer. Bases 1 to 5004 code for a protein of 1667 amino acids. The record is from RefSeq and is a predicted model, not a curated record. Gene Ontology annotation, molecular function: extracellular matrix structural constituent.
AUGGAUGCUCAACUUUUCCAUAAAUUUAAUUUCAUGAACAUGGAAUGGUUCAUGGACCCUCUGAAUCCAUUCUCAGAAUGUCAGGGGCGACCUGGACCAAUUGGAAGUCAAGGUCCAACAGGUCCUCAAGGAUUCCCUGGCCCUUCUGGUUUAUCAGGGCUGAAAGGAGAAAGAGGCUCGCCAGGCACUCUGGGACCACACGGACCUGCAGGAGAUAAGGGUCCCAUGGGAGUUCCUGGUUUCCUUGGCAUCAAUGGGAUUCCGGGCCACCCUGGACAACCAGGCCCCAGAGGUCCUCCUGGCCUGGAUGGCUGUAAUGGAACUCAAGGAGCUGUCGGAAUUCCAGGCCCUGAUGGCUUUCCUGGGCUUCACGGACAACCUGGACUCCCUGGUCAGAAAGGAUCCAAGGGUGAAUCUGCUGUUGAUCCAGGUAGUUUCAAAGGAAUGAAGGGAAAUCCUGGAUUACCUGGACUGGAUGGAAUCACCGGCCCACAAGGAGCAUCUGGAUCACCUGGACCUGCAGGACCCAUGGGACCACCAGGAUUGCAAGGUCCCCCAGGACCCCCUGGUCUCCCAGGCCCUGAAGGGAAUAUGGGGUUAGGUUUCCAAGGAGAGAAAGGAGCCAAGGGGGAUGUUGGCCCCCCAGGACCUGCAGGACCACCACCAUCUACUGGAGAACUGGAGUUCAUGGGCCUUCCUAAGGGGAAAAAAGGAUCAAAGGGUGAAACAGGGCCUCAAGGUAUACCAGGCACAAUUGGACCCCCAGGAUUUCCAGGAUUCGGAACUACUGGAGAAAAGGGAGAAAAGGGAAUUCCUGGUUUGCCAGGACCCAGGGGUCCUAUUGGUUCAGAAGGAUUCCAAGGUCCUGCAGGAGAACAGGGCAAGGAGGGGUCACCAGGUUUCCCUGGGCUAAAUGGACUCCCUGGAAUUAAGGGUGAAAAAGGUGGCAUUGGCCUGCCAGGCCCGGACAUUUUCAUCGAUGUCAAUGGUGCUGUAAUAGCAGGCUAUCCUGGAGACCCUGGUAUGCCAGGCCAGCCAGGCCUUAAAGGGGAUGAAGGCGUUCAGGGACCACGUGGACCUCCUGGUGCCCCAGGCCUCCCAAGCUUACCGGGUAUUCAAGGCACCCUUGGCCCUCAAGGAUUUUCAGGUUUGAAGGGGGACCAAGGAAACCCAGGCCAUACCACUACUGGGCCAGCUGGCCUCCCAGGCAAAGAUGGUUUGCCAGGGCUACCAGGCCCAAGAGGCCCACCCGGUCCAUUGCUUGGGACUGGAACCCUACACGGAAGAGAACCAGGAUUCCCUGGUCUCCGAGGAGUACAAGGUCCAAAAGGAAACUCAGGACUCAAGGGAGUAAAAGGGGAUGCUGGCUUUUGUGUUUGUGAUGGUGGUAUCUCCAACACUGGACCACCUGGGGAGCCAGGCCAACGUGGGCCACAGGGUCUUAUGGGCCCGCCAGGAAUAAAAGGAAUCAGAGGAGAUCCUGGAGCUGGAGGCACACAGGGCCCAGGAGGGACACCAGGUUUACUUGGGCCUGCAGGUCCUCCAGGCUCAAAAGGAGAGAAAGGGGAGGCAACUCUCCAUACACACUCAGGAAUGCCAGGGGAGAAGGGUGAUCCUGGUCCCCAAGGAUUCCCUGGUGUGGCGGGAGCCCAAGGCAAAGAUGGAACAACAGGCUUGCCAGGUGUACCAGGUCUUCCGGGUGAUGGUGGACAAGGCUUUCUGGGUGAAAAAGGAUUCCCAGGACAGCCGGGUGAAAAAGGUCAUCGUGGUCCAAUUGGUCUCCCAGGGAUUGGACUCCCAGGACCUCCUGGACCUCGUGGAGUUCCUGGAGAACAAGGAAGAGAUGGAUUACCCGGAAAGCAAGGUCCCCCUGGGUCUCCAGGUAUCACCUUGCCUUGUAUUACAUCUGGAUUGUAUGGCCCAUCAGGAUCUCCCGGAACUCCUGGUUUCCCAGGGCCUAAAGGAGCCCGAGGCCUCCCUGGAACUCCUGGUCAGCCUGGAUUACAUGGAAGUAAAGGAACACCAGGAAACCCUGGCUUGGUUCACCUCCCUGAAAUGCCAGGAUUUCCUGGACCUCGUGGGGAAAAGGGCUUGCCUGGGUUUCCUGGACUCCCUGGAAAAGAUGGCUUGCCUGGAAAGGCUGGCAGUCCAGGUUUACCAGGUUCCAAGGGCGCCCCUGGUGACAUCUUUGAUGCUGAAAAUGGUGCUCCGGGCAAGCAGGGCCUACAGGGAUUGCCUGGGGACAAAGGACUUCCUGGAGACUCUGGCCUUCCGGGACCCAAGGGUUUGCAUGGGAGAUCUGGCAUGCCAGGUCCCAAGGGUGAACGGGGCAGCCCCGGUUCACCAGGAUACACGGGCCAGCCAGGCCCCUCAGGUCCUAAUGACCUGUAUGGCAUCAAAGGCAAAUCUGGACUCCCAGGAGCACCAGGAUUUCCAGGCAUUUCAGGAUCUCCUGGCAAAAGAGGCCCAAAAGGCGAGAUAGGGCACCCUGGAUCAACUAGGAAGAAAGGCCUACCCGGCCUGAAAGGCUAUUCUGGAACUCCUGGGCUAACAGGCCGCCAGGGAAGCCCAGGAUUACCCGGGAGUACUGGGAUGCCAGGCCUUGUGGGUCCAAAGGGAGAGACAGGGUCCAUUGGACCAGUCGGUUUUCCGGGGAUUCCAGGUCUCCCUGGGAUUCCUGGGGCAAGCGGACUAAAGGGAACUUCUGGAUCCCCCGGCAAGUUGGGACCAUUUGGGCAGCCUGGUAUUCCCGGGGAAAAAGGUCAUAGAGGUGAUCCAGGGCCAGCCGGAACAUCAAGUUCAAGAUUUCCAACACUCAACAUUUUGUUUAAAGGUGACAAAGGCACUCAGGGCUCAUCUGGAUCAAAUGGAUUUCCUGGUCUCAGAGGAGACAAAGGAGAAAUUGGACUGCCUGGACUGCCAGGCCUUCCUGGAACUCGUGGUCUGCCCAGCACCAUCAAAGGGCUUACCGGGAACCCGGGUCCUUCUGGUCCCACAGGACUACCAGGUUUACCUGGUCUCAAAGGUUCCCGGGGAAUUAUGGGUUUCCCAGGAAUGCCAGGAGAAGGUGGUCCGCAGGGUCUUAAUGGGAUCCCUGGCCUCACAGGAGCACCUGGCCCCCUAGGAUCAAAAGGUGAUCAAGGCCAGACUUUUAAAGUUUCUGGUAAUCCAGGACCCAAGGGGAAAGCUGGAGAGUCUGGUGUUAAAGGACAAAAAGGAGAAAAUGGACCAGCUGGUGACAUGGGUUUGACAGGAAACCAAGGUGAAAAUGGAGAAACUGGUGUUGUAGGAGACAUUGGCCUUCCUGGUCCCCCAGGGCUUCCAGGAAUAACAGGUCUGAGAGGAGAUCCAGGACUUCGAGGUUUCUCAGGUCUCCCAGGGGUAGCUGGGCCCCUGGGAUCCUCCGGCAUCAUAGGACCUAAAGGUUCUCCUGGACUUCCUGGUUUACAUGGACUGAAUGGACUUCCAGGCACCAAGGGUACCCAUGGAACUCCAGGACCCAGCAUCACUGGAGUACCUGGACCUGCUGGCUUACCCGGUGCCAAAGGGGAAAAGGGCACCCCAGGGAUUGACAUUGGAGCCCCAGGAAAGCCAGGAACAAGAGGGCAAAAGGGUGGCCAAGGUUUUCCGGGUAUCCAAGGCCCUGCUGGUGCUCCAGGUGCCCCAGGCAUCUCCUUACCCUCACUCAUAGUGGGACUGCCUGGUGACCCCGGGCGACCAGGUCUAGAUGGAGAACGAGGCCGCCCAGGCCCCCAGGGACCUCCUGGACCUCCUGGGCCAUCGUCGGACCAAGGUGACUCUGGAAAUCCUGGUUUCCCUGGAAUCCCUGGGCCUCAAGGGCCCAAGGGAGAUCAAGGCAUUCCAGGGUUCUCUGGCCUCCCUGGAGAGCUAGGACUGAAAGGCAUGAGAGGUGAGCCUGGCUUCAUGGGAAUUCCAGGCAAGGUUGGGCCACCUGGAGAUCCAGGAUUUCCUGGCAUGAAGGGGAAGGCAGGGCCAAGAGGCUUCCCUGGCGCGCAAGGUGCUCCUGGACAGACGCCCAUUGCAGAAGCCAUCCAGGCUCCUCCGGGACCCUUAGGGCUCCCAGGCAUUGAUGGCAUCCCCGGCCUCAGCGGUGACCCUGGAACCCAAGGCCCUGUGGGCCUGCAAGGCUCUAAAGGUUUGCCCGGCAUCCCUGGCAAGGACGGCUCCAGUGGGAUCCCCGGCCCACCUGGGGCUCUCGGCGAUCCUGGCCUCCCUGGACUGCAAGGCCCCGCAGGAUUUGAAGGAGCUCCAGGGAAGCAAGGCCCCCUCGGGAGACCUGGAGUGCCAGGCCAGAGUGUGAGAGUGGGCUACACGUUGGUGAAACACAGCCAGUCAGAGCAAGUGCCCCCAUGCCCUGUCGGGAUGAGCCAGCUGUGGGUGGGUUACAGCUUGCUGUUCGUGGAGGGGCAGGAGAAAGCCCACAACCAGGAUCUGGGCUUUGCUGGCUCCUGCCUGCCCCGCUUCAGCACCAUGCCCUUUAUUUACUGCAACAUCAAUGAAGUAUGCCACUAUGCCAGGCGCAACGAUAAAUCCUACUGGCUCUCCACCACCGCUCCCAUCCCCAUGAUGCCAGUUGGCCAGUCCCAGAUCCCACAGUACAUCAGCCGCUGCUCGGUGUGUGAGGCACCUUCACAAGCCAUCGCAGUGCACAGCCAGGAUACCACCAUCCCGCAGUGCCCCCUGGGCUGGCGCAGCCUCUGGAUUGGCUAUUCCUUUCUCAUGCACACUGCCGCAGGUGCCGAGGGUGGAGGACAGUCCCUGGUCUCGCCUGGAUCCUGCCUUGAGGACUUUCGGGCCACUCCCUUCAUCGAAUGCAGUGGAGCUCGAGGCACUUGCCACUACUUUGCCAACAAGUACAGUUUUUGGCUGAGCACAGUGGAGGAGAGGCAGCAGUUCAGAGAGGAGCCUGUGUCUGAGACACUGAAGGCAGGGCAACUACAUACCCGAGUCAGCCGCUGCCAGGUGUGUAUGAAAAGUCUAUAGGGAAUCACCUGCCACUCCACCCUGUGUGCUCCCCUUCCCCUCACAACAGUCACCUCACACACCUG